UUCCCGGUGUCUUCCUAGGAAGCCAGGAAGGCCAGCAAGAUCCCGGCCUGGCUGGGGGUGUCAGAUUUCAAACUGAGCCUGAGCCACUCAGAGAGCCUUGCGAUGCUGGGGACCAUCCUCAGACUCCUGGUGGGUGCUCUGUGUAGUGCCUGCAGCCUGGGCACUGUGAGAGCCUAUCCUGACACUUCCCCACUGCUUGGUUCUAACUGGGGCAGCCUGACCCACCUGUACACAGCUACAGCCAGGAACAGCUAUCACCUACAGAUCCACAAGGAUGGCCAUGUAGAUGGCACACCCCAUCAGACCAUCUACAGUGCCCUGAUGAUUAGAUCGGAGGAUGCCGGCUUCGUGAUCAUAACAGGAGCUGUAACUAGAAGAUUCCUUUGUAUGGAUCUCAGAGGCAACAUUUUUGGAUCGCAUCACUUCAGCCCAGAGAACUGCAGGUUCCGCCAGCGGACUCUGGAGAACGGCUAUGACGUCUACCUGUCGCCGCAGUAUCACUACCUAGUGAGCCUGGGCCGUGCCAAGCGCCCCUAUGAGCCCGGUACCAACCCGCCGCCCUUCUCGCAGUUCCUGGCGCGCAGGAACGAGGUCCCGCUGCUGCGCUUCCAUACUGCACGGCCACGGCGCCACACGCGCAGCGCCGAGGACCCUCCCGAGUGGGACCCGCUGAACGUGCUCAAGCCGCGGCCCCGUGCCACGCCGGUGCCUGUAUCCUGCUCGCGGGAGCUGCCGAGCGCCGAGGAAGGUGGCCCUGCGGCCAGUGACCCACUGGGCGUCCUGCGAAGAGGCCGCGGGGAUGCUCGCGGAGGCACAGGAGGCGUGGACCGGUGCCGCCCCUUUCCCAGGUUCGCCUAGGCCACCAGACCCUGCGGCCUCAGCCUCCAUCCUCCAAUUGGCGCAGCCCACGUACAAGGUGGAAGGUUGGGUACCUGCUUCUCUCCUUUCCCUUUGGGACUCAGAGUUACCUGCAAGGUCCCAGCCAGGCACCAACAGUGGGAGGCUGGAGAGAUGGCUCAGUGGUAUAGAGCCUGUGCUGCUCACACAAAGGACAGUUCUCAGCACCCACAACUACCUGUGAUUCUAGCUCCAGGGGAAUCUGAUGCGUCUAGCCUGCCUGGACACCUGCACUCAUAUGCACAUACCCCCACACACAUACACGUAAUUUAUAAUGUUAAUCUGUUUUGAAGAACCUGGGUUUUAAUUUUUUUUUAACUAACAGGUAAACUAGACACUUGGCUUUAAUUAGCCUGCUUCUUACCUAGCAUUCUCACCGAUCAAUUAGCAUUUAGAGACAGAGGUCCAGGGUUCACACCUUGAACACAGGAAGAGGCUGUCUCUAUGGCUUUCAGUUUCUGUUCUGGGACCCACAUGGGUUCUUGAAUUUGAGCAUCGUAAUGGCUUCACUGGGCAAGUUGAAGAAAACGCUGAUUCUACCCCUACCCCCCCCCAAUUCUGGAAGAACUUUCAAAAUAAGAUCAGCAGGAGGCGGACUAGAUCCAAAGGCACGGUGAACUGAAACAUGUUCCACAAAGCUCAGCCUCCCUGCAGACUGAACAUCCUUUGCCAGAUUCGUAGAAUGAGUGCCAACCCUACUCUGUUUCCAGCUCUGUGUGAUAGAGCGACUUUUUCUGCCGCCCUGGCUUAGGAAGGUCCACCUUGCUAGGGUGUUUUGCAAAAUGCACGAACUCUCUGGAGAGGUGUCUUAGUGAAAGCCUCCACCAGCUAGUUGAGUUUUGAUGUACUCUAGGGGAAGUGUGGAAAUGCGCCAGGAAAGCAAGAGCUCCGGUGCUGUGGGCUGCUCUAGGUGAGGUUUUUCUGUGGACUGAAAACAAAACAACACCCCUUUUUCCCUCUCCUAAGUGAAAUGGGAUCCAAGGUCUAGCUGGCAGGAAAGGUCUCUAGCACGGUUUUAGAAAGAAACGGAGGCUACUCUUAGGGCAUUAAAUGAAGACACUCUUUAGGUGUCCCCGGAACUCCAGGCUGUCCUGGGGCGAGCAUAGCCUCACAGUGAACAGCCAGAAGGUGUUAGGCAGGCUUUGACAGUCUACUCUCCUCUGAGCCUUAGCUGGUGAUAGGCCUCAACCAAGGGCAUCCCUUUCUACCUCUCUUUAAAUGAGCACCUGAAGAUAGAAGAGUGGCGGAGCAGAUUCAGCAACUUCCUGUUUCCACUGUCUUCAUGCACACUUAGAAAUAGAUCUACUGUUUUUGUUUAUCAGAGAAACGUCAGGCAAUGUGGAGGACCAGCUCCCACUCUGAAAUAGUAAAACCAUGCAGAACAGUAGAUGCCAUACACCCCAAAUCUUUUCCUCACUGGCUUUCACUCCCCGCUGGGGGUAUCAUUCUGUACGGCAGCCACUACAGGCCCCCCCACUGAGACAGCCAUGUGGAAGAACCCAGAAAGAACUUGAGUAGCAAACUGGUUGUAAACGCAUCAGCUCAACACCACCAUGGGGCUUUCUUUUUGGCAGAGCUAAGGUAACCUUGUAAUUUCUUAGGUCCCCUUGCAUGUGGCAAUAUUUAUUUAUUUAUUUGGAAGAUUUUGCCUACCACUCUAUAUUUAUAGUUAUUUAUAAAAUGUAACACCACUUCUUUCAUUCUGUUUUAAAUAAAAAUAAAAUUUCUCUCAGCUUCUGUUUCUUA
Mesocricetus auratus (golden hamster) is the source of this 2643-nucleotide messenger RNA. It is a transcript of the gene Fgf23, whose product is annotated as fibroblast growth factor 23. Gene Ontology annotation, molecular function: type 1 fibroblast growth factor receptor binding; growth factor activity. Gene Ontology annotation, cellular component: cytoplasm. NCBI's taxonomy places the organism in Eukaryota, Metazoa, Chordata, Mammalia, Rodentia, Cricetidae. The coding region runs from base 103 to 858 and encodes 251 amino acids. Gene Ontology annotation, biological process: regulation of cell migration; positive regulation of protein phosphorylation; animal organ morphogenesis. The transcript has 3 exons. The record is from RefSeq and is a predicted model, not a curated record.